AUGAGACUGAAUCAUAUAGAGCAUCACAUUGAUCAACAGCUAAUUCUUUCAUCCUUGAUAGCUAAUUCUUAUGACAAUCUUGUCAAAAAUGGUAUAGAAAACGUCACUCCUCAAAGACUUAAUUUACGUCUCACAGCUCUGAAGGAGAACUGGGACAAAUUUCUUGUAGUUCACGAUGCCAUUACCUUAGCUAUUCGAGAGUUAGAGGAAAAUGAUAAAGCUGUCAUUCGCAGUAAUUCAUAUUUUUCUGAAAACUAUUUUUCAAUAACGAAUGAAUAUUACUUAGAAUCUACGGAGCGGAUCAACUCACUACUAGAGUCACAUUCGGAUCGAGGAAGCAUCCCGGGAACAUCUUCAAGGACUUCAUCCUCACAAGUGGUCACCACUUCAUUAUCGUCAUCUGGUCUCCCAACCUUCUUCCAUCAUGCAAGACUUCCUAGAUUAGAUCUCCCUAAAUUUAACGGAACACCCUCCGAUUGGCUGCCAUUUAAAGAUCUAUUCCGCUCGUUAGUUAUAGAUAAUCCAACGCUAUCUCCAGUAGAAAAGCUCCAAUAUUUGAAGACAAGUUUAACCGGUACUGCGGUUCAUAUGUUGAGCAAUACCACUCUAACAGCAGAUAAUUUCUCUAAAGCUUGGGAAUCUCUAAUCUCCUUCUAUGAAAAUAAAAGACUUCUAGUUAACGCAGCUCUGAGUUCUUUAUUCAAUCUAAAACGCAUUACCAGAGAGUCUGCAGCAGAUCUGGAGAAGCUGUAUACCACCGUCACGCAAAUUUAUCGAACAUUGGAAACGCUUGGGAGACCAGUAGAUUCCUGGGAUGACUUUCUAAUCUUUACUGUAAUUCAACGAAUGGACUCUGAGUCAGUCAAAAUGUGGGAACAAUAUGUUGGUUCAUCAAAAGAACUCCCUACAUGGAAGCAAUUUCUUGAAUUCUUCAUCACUCGACUAGUUACUAUACAAAAUUACGAAAAGGCUCGUAUGGGUAAGCUAUUACAUUCGAACCAAAGUUCUGUAAAAUCUCAUUUUCAGGGCAAAUUUAAGGAUGAGAGUUCAAAAUCAUGUCCCUUUUGUUCUGAACCCCAUUGGCCGUACUUUUGCCCGCAGUACAAGUCGAAAUCGUUACAGCAACGAGUCUCUCUUGUAAGGAAACACAAUUUAUGCUAUAAUUGUUUUGGACCACAUAGGGCAGCUAACUGUCGAAUGUCGGUUCAUUGUAAAAAAUGUGCUGGAAGGCAUCACGUUUCACUCCAUCGUGGAAAUUUUGAUACUACCAAGUCUAAGGUGAGCUCGUCUAAAUCUGAAGAAACAGGAAAGUUGGAUAAAUCAUCUGAAGUAGGAAAAACAGUCAAUUCUGAGCUAAAAGGUGGUUCUCAAGUUCUCCAUUCUACUAGACAAGAAAAAGUUAAUAACCACUGCGUUUUAUUGGCUACGGCCCUUGUUUCAGUUACGUCUAGAGAUGGACAAUCUUCGAAAGCAAGAGUUUUAAUCGAUCAAGGAUCGGAAAUCUCUUUAAUCACUGAGCGGCUAGCACAGCGUUUACAGUUGUCUCGGACAAAGUCUCAAAUUCCAUUGAUCGGAAUAGGCGGAAAGAGGUCGAACAAAACAAAAGGAAUGACUUCCUUCCAAUUAAAACCACAUUUUAACUCGUCAUUCGAAUGCUCAGUUUCAGCUCAUAUUCUUCCUAAACUCACAGCUGCAAUACCAUCUGUUUCAACAGAAGAAAAUUCAUGGCCUCACCUAAGUGGAUUACAAUUAGCGGAUCCCGCAUAUUUCUUAGCCUGUAAAAUCGAUAUUAUUCUCGGAGCCGAUGUUUAUGGUCAAAUAUUACAAGAAGGCCUUAUUAAAGGACCACUCGGUUCCCCAGUCGCUCAACUUACUGAAUUAGGCUGGAUCAUUUCUGGUCCUACAAAUCCUUCGGUAAUUCCCACGAGUGCUCACGGACUCCAUGUAUCGGUAGAUGAUGAUCUCUACAAUUUGAUCCAUAAAUUUUGGGAACUUGAUGAAGUCGCUUCAUCGAAAGUUUCGAUUCUUUCGAUCGAAGAACAAGCGUGCGAAGAUCAUUUUGUUUCUACUCACACUCGUAACACGGAAGGGCGAUAUAUAGUUAAACUCCCCUUUAAGAAACCUAUCGAGCAUUUAGGAGAUUCAAAAAAAAAGGCUACUCGAAUGAUGUUUAGAUUGUCUAAUAAAUUUUCGACUGAUUCUGAAUAUGUUAAAUUAUACUCCGAUUUCAUGAAUGAAUAUGAACAGCUUAACCACAUGAGAAUAAUUCCUGAAACCCUUCCCGAACCGCCUCAUGCAUUCUAUCUUCCGCAUCACGGAGUUAAAAGAGAACAAAGCCUUACAACCAAAUUGCGCGUGGUAUUUAAUGGAUCAAGCAUUACUACAUCAGGAUUCUCUCUAAAUGACUUAUUGCAUACAGGAGCUAAAUUACAAAUAGACUUGUUUGAUGUCUUGAUCUGGUUCCGUCAGUUUAGGUAUGUCUUUUCAUCUGAUAUGGAAAAAAUGUAUCGUCAAAUAGAAGUUUAUCAAGACGACUGGAACUUUCAAAGGAUACUUUGGCUUGACUCCUCACUCAAAAUACGUACUUUCCAGUUGACUACAGUUACCUACGGCUUGGUCUGCGCCCCCUUCUUAGCAUUACGAACUAUUCAGCAGUUAAUAAAUGACGAGGGUUCACGCUUUCCUUUAGCAACUCCCUGUUUACAGAAGGGAAGAUACGUAGACGAUCUCUUCGGAGGAGCGGACACUAUCGAAGAGGCUCAGGAUGUUGUCAACCAGUUAAAUCAACUCUGUAUGGCGGGCGGUUUCAAGUUGCAAAAAUGGUCAGCAAACCAUCCAGACAUCCUCUCCUCAAUUCCCAAAGAGAAACAGGUCUCUUCAGUGUCCGUUGAUAUUGAUAACAAUACUGUUGUUUAUGCUCUAGGACUUCGAUGGCAACCAACAGCCGACGUCUUUCAAUUUACGUUCAGCUGUGAAGCUGAUGGGGAGAUUACAAAAAGGAGAGCUCUCUCAACCAUUGCUAAACUAUUUGACCCUCUUGGGUUUUUGUCACCGAUCAUUAUCAACGCAAAAAUCUUUAUUCAGGAACUAUGGGCGAUAAAAUUAGGAUGGGAUGAUCUCUUACCCUCUCACAUCACAGACCGAUGGCGCACCUUUGUGAAAGGUCUGCAAGAAAUACCACGGAUCUCGUUUCCCCGGUGGAUAGGGUUUUCUAAUGAUUGCAACGUAGAGAUCCAUGGAUUCUCUGAUGCAUCACAAAAAGCCAUGGCAGCUGUCGUAUAUGUUCGAGUUACAACCUCUGAAGGAGAAGUAAUUAUAAACUUCGUAGCAUCAAAAACUAAAGUAGCCCCAUUAAAACGUCUUACUAUUCCUAGACUUGAGUUGUGUGGAGCAGUGUUAUUGACUAAGUUAGUUUCCCACCUUCUAACUGUACUGAAUUUAAAAAAUCGGCCAAUCGUCUUAUGGACCGAUUCCUCAAUUACUCACAUCUGGUUAAAUAACCACCCAUCUAAGUGGAAGGAAUUUGUCCAUAACCGAGUUAGUUUCAUUCACGAAACUUUGCCGCAAGCUGAAUGGAAAUUUGUGCCUGGUCAUGAAAACCCAGCCGAUGUCGCUACCAGAGGACUUACGCCUUCUCAACUUUUAAACUACCCAUGUUGGUGGAACGGCCCUCAUUGGCUUUCUCAAGCAAAAUUAUUAUGGCCUCAAUGUCCUCCGUCGUCUUCUCAGGAAGAUAAUCUCGAACAACGCCCUAACAAGGUCCACACAGUUAUAAUCAAUCAAAAAAAGGAGUGGAAUCUCCUCACUAGAUAUUCUAGUUUAUCGAAAUUGUAUCGCAUCACUGCCACUUGUCAACGUGCAGUAGCUCGAUUUCGAAAAGUCCCUUUAUCAUCAUUCUCACCAUCUCUCACAACACAAGAGCUAGAGAGAGCAAAGGUAUUCUGGGUCAAAAUCACUCAACGGACAUUUUUUCCCAACGAGAUUAAGUCUCUCUCUAAAAACCAACCGAUCUCUCGAUCCAGCCCUUUGAUACGUCUAACUCCUUUUUUAGAUUCGUUUGGCCUAAUGAGAAUCGGCGGUCGUCUUCAAAAUUCGCUUCUUAGUGAAGCAGAGAAACAUCCUCUUAUAUUACCGAGAAGGUCAGCACUGACUUCCCUUAUUAUAUCAGAUGCUCAUCAUCGAGCACUGCAUGGAGGCACGCAAGUCACGCUAUCCAUUAUUCGCAAGGAUUAUUGGCUUAUAGGAGGUCGAGCCCCUGUACGUUCAUGGAUUCUCAAAUGCAUCAAAUGCACCCGAUUUCGCCAAAAAAGAGCUCAACAGUUAAUGGGACAACUUCCUAUAGAACGAAUUACACCUUCUCGACCCUUUGCUCAUUCAGGUAUUGAUUAUGCCGGUCCGUUCGUGAUUAAGACAUGGAGAGGAAAAAAUGCCCGCACUUACAAGUCCUAUGUAGCUCUUUUUGUGUGUUUUGCAACAUCAGCUGUCCACUUGGAGCUCGUAACGGAUUACUCCGCAGACGCUUUCAUAGCAGCAUAUAAAAGGUUUGCGUCAAGACGGGGGAUUUGUACCACUCUAUCAAGUGAUUGUGGUACUACGCUCAAGGGAGCGGACGCGGAAUUGCAACGACUUUUUUCUACAGCCACACAAGAGUCCACUAAACUAGCAAGACUUCUUGCUGAUAAUGGAACUCAGUGGAAAUUCAACCCCCCUUCAGCUCCACAUUUUGGAGGAAAGUGGGAAGCAGGAGUUAAGUCAAUGAAACACCAUCUUUUUAGGAUUGUUGGCAAUACCCUUCUUACUUAUGAGGAAAUGAGCACAUUAUUGGCCCAGAUAGAGGCUGUUCUUAAUUCUCGGCCAUUAGGCCCCUUAACGGAAGAUCCAGACGAUCUUCAAGCUCUCACACCAGGGCAUUUUAUUAUGGGUUGUGCGCCAAUCACAAUCCCAGAACCAUCUCUUGAAUUAGUUAAAACUGCCCAUUUAUCACGUUGGCAAUUGAUCCGACAAAUGCUUGAAUCAUUUUGGACUAAAUGGUCGAACGAGUGUCUUCAAAGAUAUUAUUCCAUAUAUAAGUGGAACAAUAAGGUUCCCUCCCUGAAAGUAGGAAUGCUCGUUCUUGUCAUAGACGAACGUUACCCACCAUCAAAAUGGCCUUUAGGACGUAUUAUCGAUACGCAUCCUGGUAAAGACGGCCACACCAGAGUAGUCACAGUCAAAACUCAGAUUUCUAUACUUAAACGCCCUAUUGUAAAGAUAUGCCCUUUGCCUGUUGUGCACGAAACCCUUUGA
Molecule: messenger RNA, 5286 nt
Organism: Mycetomoellerius zeteki
Lineage: Eukaryota; Metazoa; Arthropoda; Insecta; Hymenoptera; Formicidae
Exons: 1
Coding region: 1-5286 (1761 amino acids)
Biological process (GO): DNA integration
Molecular function (GO): nucleic acid binding
Source: RefSeq, a predicted model, not a curated record